Messenger RNA from Phytophthora infestans T30-4, 1213 nucleotides. Its product is annotated as pirin, putative. Lineage: Eukaryota; Oomycota; Peronosporomycetes; Peronosporales; Peronosporaceae. The transcript has a single exon. The record is from RefSeq and is a predicted model, not a curated record. The coding region runs from base 255 to 1136 and encodes 293 amino acids.
AAUAACGUCCCGGUGGUAGAUCCGCAUUUCUUAAGCCGCAAGGCAGCGCUCAGGUUGGUUCCUUUAAUUCCAUGAAACUCUCAGAACUUUUCUGUCUACUCGCUGCACUCAUUUGCAGUUCCUCCGCCUCGUCCGUUGCCGAGGUGGAGCUAGACGUCGAGGCUCAGUGUGUCGCUAACGGAGACGCUACCUGUGUGCCCCCUCAGGACUCCACCCCCGCUCCUUCGACCAGCUUCGCCUCCAUCUCCGGCAACAUGCUCAACACGCGUCGCAUCGCCUCUAAGUUCAUCGCUCAUGAACAAGGAGAGGGCGUCGGUGCCACGGUGCGACGUUCGCUCGGCUCUCAGCAGCUCCGCAAUCUCGAUCCGUUCCUCAUGCUGGACGAAUUCAACGUUGGACUACCAGGAGGCUUCCCCGAUCACCCGCACAGAGGCUUUGAGACUGUCACGUACAUGCUACCAACCUCUAAAGGCCACAUGCGUCACGAGGACUUUCUGGGCAACAAGGGCGAACUGCGACCGGGAGAUCUGCAGUGGAUGACGCCGGGCAAAGGGAUUUUACAUGCUGAGAUGCCUGCGAACGAGGAGAAAGCGCAUGGAUUGCAAUUGUGGAUUAACUUGCCAAAAGCCAAGAAGAUCAUGGAGCCAAGAUACCAAGAGAUUAGUCGAGAUACUGUGCCCCAUGUAUGGGAUGACGCUAAAAAGGUCGAGGCGAUUGUGUUCGCUGGAGAAGUAUUUGGUCAAAAAGGACCAAUUGAGACCGAAGCGCCCGUUACGUACAUCCACUUUCUGAUGAAACAAGGCGCUGAACUGGACUAUAAGAUUCCACAGGGACACAACGCGUUCGUGUACACGCUAUCAGGUUCGGGUACGUGUGCUAGUGAAGCCAUUACUGCACACACCGCCAUCGUGUUGGAGAAGGACGGCGAUGGCGUGCAUGUGACGACGAACGAUGAAGACGGGCUUGAGUUUAUUGUGAUCAGUGGCCAGCCUUUGAACGAACCAGUGGUGCAGUACGGGCCCUUUGUCAUGACCUCGGAGGAUGAAAUCCGCCAGACUAUCCGUGACUAUCAGAGUGGAGCGAAUGGAUUCGAGAACGCGCCCCAGUGGACGUCGGAGAUUGGAAACCGAAGCUAGACGACACGCGAUGGAACUGCUAAAGAAAUUGUAUGUUUGGCAUUUUUAAAGCAGUAGCAAGUAUUAAUACAGGUGCU